AUGAACUCGAUAAUCUCGGUGGUCCAGAGGAGCCCAGCCGAUAGCUCCAUCGCCCACGAGAGGGCCCCGUUGUUGAGGCAUCUGGCCUAUCUUGUCAAAGUCGCUAAUGCCAAGCAGAUAGCUCCUUAUCUCAAGUCUAUAUUCGAUUUAGUGGCUGCGGUGUGGCCUCCGGAGAGCAUAAGGGCUGCCG
This is a messenger RNA of Perkinsus marinus ATCC 50983, 190 nucleotides long. RefSeq lists its product as hypothetical. The record is from RefSeq and is a predicted model, not a curated record. NCBI's taxonomy places the organism in Eukaryota, Perkinsozoa, Perkinsida, Perkinsidae. The transcript has a single exon. The annotation marks the transcript as partial.